GGGAACGUUCUCGGAGAUAACGGUCGGGCAUUCAGGCCCCGCCGAGCCCUAAGCCCUAGAGCGGAAAGCGUCUGGGCCAGACUCUCCCUCUCUCUCGUCCUCUCUUUCUGGGGUCGCCGACAUCGUCAUCAUCCUCCUCGUCAUCCUAAGUCAACUGUCACUGGCCUGUUGCCCCCCCCCCCCACACCGUCAAUCUCCUUCGCCCCGUUUUCUAUUUUGGUUCUUAUUCUCUUCUACCUGCCUGCGCGGGGUUGAUGCUCUAAUGCUGGUCUACUAAACUACGCCGGCAUUUCAUCUCGUCCCUACUUUUUCCCCCUCCUCACCCACCUUCUUCCUUUCCCUCCCCCGGUCUGUCGCGCCCUUGCGCUCGUUCCUCUCCAGAUGGGCAACAACCCUUCCAAGGGCCCUACCGGGGAAAUUCCGUCAGCUGCGAGCCCUUCAACACCGCCGCCCUCUACAGAAAGAAAAGUAACCCGCCAACCGUCGCUCAAUGCGUCUUCCGGUACCUCCAAGGCCACUGCGGUCGACCCCUCCGCCUCCAAAGAAACGGCCACGGGGCAUUCAACGUCACAAACCCAUGCACCGGCGCAACAACGUCUACAACCCCGCAAUCCUGCCGAUUCGACCGCACGAAAUGUUUCCGAAUCAAAGAAGCCGGAAUCCCGUCCGAAGGACAUCUCCGCCCCCGAUCCGUCGAACCCGGUGCAGGUGCCGGUCUCUCGUACAGCCGCGAGACGUGAGCCCUACCCGUCCGUAGCACCGUCUGCUCCGCCUCACAAUACGUACUACAGUGCGUCCACUCAUCUUCAGCGUCCGCCUCGGAUGCCCCUACCGAUCGGCGAUGCGACGACUACGCCCGGCUCGCCCAUCAUCGGGCCCGAUGAUUCAUACAUGGGAUCGCCUCCUUCCGACCCGCUGCUAGAGGAGGGCGCCGGUCCGAGAAAAUCACAAUUGAGCAGCACGGUUGCCGACGACGACGAGAUGAUAGAUGAUCUUCAACCCAAUGCUAGCACUGGUGUUGGCCGGGCCGUGCCCACGAUAAUAGAAUGGACGGCUCCGGGCGACAAGGUUUAUGUCACCGGAACAUUUGUGAAUUGGGAGAAGAAAUUCCGUCUGCACAGCGAAAAUAAUUCCGGGGUUUUGUCGGCAAAAUUGAACCUUCGCCCGGGAACACAUCAUUUGAAAUUCAUUGUAGAUGGCGAAAUGAGAGCAUCGGAUACCCUCCCCACCGCAGUGGACUUCACCAACCACUUGGUCAAUUAUGUUGAAGUGAGCGCGGGCGAUGUAAACCGGUCGCGAAGCCACAGCGACAGGACCUCGCGGAAUGCUGCGACUCCAGGCGUGCACACACCCCAAGCACCGUCCGAUCCGGUGGGAGCAUCGCAGGAUGAAUCCACCGUGGAGGACCAGUCCGAAAAGGAAGAGCCCGAGGAGAUACCUAUGGGCGAUUUCCGCGGUAUUCUUCCGCAAUUCCUCGUCGACUUGGACAGGGAGGAUGAAACCCAAGAGACCCCCGCUUAUCAGCAAGCCGUCAACAUCAUCGGUGAAGCGCCUACUCCGCCAAGUCUCCCUCUGUUCCUCGGGAAGUCCAUCUUGAAUGGCACGACGCCGAUGAAGGACGACAGCAGCGUUCUGAACUACCCCAACCACACGGUUCUGAAUCAUCUUGCCACGAGCAGCAUCAAGAAUGGUGUCCUCGCUACGAGCGUAACGACUAGAUACAAACGCAAGUAUGUGACGACAAUACUGUAUAAGCCGACAGGAGACAUUACAGGUUAGCACGUGCUGUAGAGAAUGUGCUAUUGUAUAUCUCAUCACUCCGUCCUAUUCGGCCAGCAGCACGAUUGUACUUUCGCCGCACCGAAGAAGCGCCACUGGACAUUAGCGUUUCUUUUUCUUUUUUCGCUUUCAUAUACAUCUGGGAAGCUCUUCGUGAGUCACCUUGCAAGUUUAGGAAAUGCACUACUUCUGAUGGUUGUGAAUAAGGACAAUUGCUAUGAUUGUGCAAUUGUCGUCUGGUUGCUCCUUGGACAAAGGUCUGUUGUCGUUCAUCCCUCCACGGGUGUCGGAGUAUGUAGCAAGCCACUUAUGGGAUCGGAUAUUUUCCAUCUGGUAUGUUGAUCAUGUUAAGGAGCAUCAAGAAAUGCUGGAUGAGCAAUGGGGAUUUCUUGGCAUUCAAAAUCGAUUUAGCCUGGACCUGUUGUGUUAAGUUAGUUAUAACUGUCACGCUAGUGCAUUUGUAUGCUGGACACA
Messenger RNA from Aspergillus melleus, 2253 nucleotides. It is a transcript of the gene GAL83, whose product is annotated as putative Snf1 kinase complex beta-subunit Gal83. Gene Ontology annotation, cellular component: nucleus; nucleotide-activated protein kinase complex; cytoplasm. The transcript has 3 exons. Lineage: Eukaryota; Fungi; Ascomycota; Eurotiomycetes; Eurotiales; Aspergillaceae. The coding region runs from base 382 to 1779 and encodes 465 amino acids. Gene Ontology annotation, molecular function: protein kinase binding. Gene Ontology annotation, biological process: signal transduction. The record is from RefSeq and is a predicted model, not a curated record.